AUGGCCUUCCGGUCCCUCGUGGUUAUCCCCGGCUCGCACCGGGAUGGCACCUUCGAGAGGCUCAGCAGCGGGGGCACUGCCAAGACUGCGGUGCGAAACCCUUCGCUCGUCAGCCGGGCAGUGCAGCUUGACCCACGCCCUCGCCAAGGCCAUGCCCACCAGUCUGCGCUGUUAGCAUGGGAUUCCCGCGUCGUCCACCAGGGACACACAUACUCUCCGCAUGCCACUGGAUGGAACCCUCCUCUGAUGGUGCCCGAGUUCUUCAGCACCAAAGAGAAGAGCUGGAAAUCCUCGCUGGCUGAGGAAGGAUAUGUUGUGUUGACUGACGUGUUGGCAGCUGACGCCGUAUCUGAAGCUUUGCAGCUGCUUCUUCGGGACUUGCAGAUGCUUUCGCCAGGUCUGCGAAACUUAGACGAAGUCCGGGAGCACCAUCUGCCGCGAUCUGCUGCUGCCAACGACCUGCGCGCCAGCGCUGGGCUUUGCCACGGCAACUUCGCCUGGUUUCUGCGCUGCCGGCCAGAGGUCACUCGGCUCUUCGAAGCCUUGUUCGACCUACCCGAAGGUGCGCCCCUGAUCGGCUCCGUCGACGUCGUGGCGCUGGCUCCUCCCGGCAGCAGCAAAGCGGCGGGAAAGCAGUGGCUCCAUCUGGACUAUACGCCCCCUCAGGGCACCAUUUGGCAGGCCUGCUUGCAGCUUUUCCCACGCACACAGAAGUCUGGCUCGAGGUGGGAGCGCAUUGCGUUGAUGAUUUGCAAGGCGCCAGCAGCUUGGGCAGCUCCCAGCGUGCCACGCAUGCUGCUGGCUGCUUGUGUGACCGGCUCGGCUUCUCGGGCGACCGCUGGCGUCACGCUCGGCAAGCUGCACCGGGAGGCCCUUCUCCAGCCGUCUCCCAUUUGUUCGAAGCCUCUACGACUCUACGGUUGGCCAGGUCAGGGACUGACCCGAGGAGUUCUUCGAUGCAUUCGUGCAGAUACAUGUAAUUGUAUAUUUAUUACCUCUAGCGAAACAUAUGUAUACAUAUAUAUAUAUAUAUACAUACGUGUAUAA
Messenger RNA from Symbiodinium natans, 1047 nucleotides. The record is from the annotation of a GenBank genome assembly. NCBI's taxonomy places the organism in Eukaryota, Dinophyceae, Suessiales, Symbiodiniaceae.